GCCAGAUGGUUCGCAUGCCAUCAUUUCACCAUUUGGGGGACUUUUGGGACCUUGAAUUUCAUCACUUAUUGCUGAAUUUCCACGAGCAAGGGAAGUGGAUUGGGACCCGCCAUGUCACCAUGUUCUUGAUGAGUUAAAGAGAGAGGAACCUAUGAUCAUCAGCUUCCAUGUCUUGGCGCCUUCGCACUGACUUUCAACUGGUCGACUCUCUCCUUAUAACCGUACGACGACAAAUCGAUUAUCACUCGUAUGAGCUGAUCGGCAGUCAGAAUGGCAAUAUUAGAAAAUAAUAAUAAUAAUUCGAAGGACUGGUUGCGAAGUGUAAAAGUGUCUAGUAAAGGAAAUCCUGUGUGAAGUUCAACAUUCUUUAGUUUGAGGACAGGUCAGUGGUCCAGCACCCGGAAAUAGGAAAACACUGAUGACGCGCAGACUCCACCUCAUCAUGCCAUUUAGCAACAGAUGAGCGGCGGUCCAUGUUCAUUCCUGAGCUCCCCCACCUCUGGGCUGGGAUGAAGGAAUAAACAGACUCCGGCGCUGGGCUCUGUAAUGUUUGUCCAGGUCGCGGAGCUGCCUGGCCCUGUAGCACCUUAGGUUCCCCGACUUUGAUCGCCGUUCCCCCGCGUGUGUGUCGACCCUGCCGCCGCUGGAUCGCUAUGGAUGCGCUGUGGAUGAUCCCCCUGCUGCUGGUCCCGUUCCUGAUGUGGACCAGCAGCACUUUCGUUUUUUAUUUCAAAAAGUGUUUUUACGUGGCCUGGAUGAUGCUGCUGGCUCUGCUGGCGAUCCCGCUGUGCAUCCUGAAGAGCGGCGGCAGAGACGUGGAAAACAUGCGAAUCAUCCGCACGUUGGUCCGUCAUGUCAAGUACUUUCUGGGUCUGCGAUUUGAAGUCAGCGGCUGGGAACACCUGCAGACAGAAGGGCCGUACGUCAUCAUCUCCAACCACCAGAGCUCGCUGGAUGUUUUGGGUCUGAUGGAGAUCUUGCCUGACCGCUGUACCAUGAUCGCCAAGAAGGAGUUGAUCUACGCCGGCACCGUUGGACUCAUUUGCUGGCUGGGCGGCAUCGUCUUCAUCAACCGCAAGAAGACCAGCGACGCUAAGAGCGUCAUGGCCGACGCUGCCCAAACCAUGUUAGAUGAGCAGAUUCGUCUGUGGGUGUUUCCAGAAGGAACACGGAACCAAAGAGGCGACCUGCUGCCGUUCAAGAAAGGCGCUUUUCACCUGGCAGUGCAGGCACAAGUGCCAAUCAUACCGGUGGUUUUUUCCUCCUACAGCAACUUCUACCUUCGAAAAGAAAAGCAGUUCAAAUCAGGAACCAUCAGAUUGAAAAUCCUCCCAAAGAUCGAGACCAAGGGUUUGACCUCGGAGGACGUGACAUCUUUGUCCGACAAGUCGUUCGACGUGAUGCGCUCGGCCUUCAUGGAGAUCUCUGACUCUGUAGCCCGUUGCAACGGGCCGUUGAAGCACUGAACUUGGCCCACAACCCACUUUUUCUCUCCGUGUCCAGACUCUGUCCCCGACCACCAUGCUAGCCCCGCACUGGACAGGAAACCCUCGUGGUCACGUGACCCCCGCCCCUUUUCCCGCCACAGCACAGUCCUGACCCUUGCAGCGUACGCAGCGCUUCGCGAGUGGAGUGAAGGACGACUCGAGCCGAACGUUAUGGAUGUGUGUUUGUUUUCCAUGCAUGCCUUGUAGAUGGCACGUCCAUCUUGUUCAUUCUUCAUGCCUUCAGUUCACACGUCAACCCUUACUUUAGUGUCAACACACUUUUCUUUACUCCUCUGAAGAUGCCUUUGCUUUCUUUGGACACAACUUCUUGCUCUUGAGUUCGGCAUUCCUGAAACAGUGGGGUAGGGGUUUCCACAAGUGGUCUGCUUUUGACGAUUAGAAGCUUCUCAAUCGAAGUCCCUCCAUGACAGGCUUCGUGACGUCGGCUCUGAAGGACUUUAGAGCUUCAGCGUUUUCUGGCUUUGUUAAACAUGUUGUUUCUCAGUGGCCCGAACUCACGUUCAAGUCUUCUUCCUGCUUUAUUUAUAUUAUGUCUCUUCCUGAGAUAUUUUUAUUUAAGUGUGAUGUCCCAUCAGUUCAAUGUUCCAAAGCUUCCUGCUGUGCCAUGUUUUGAGUUCACGGAUUCUCCUGCUCCAGAUAUGUCUAGAGUGGAGUUCGUGUGAGUAUUGAGGAAUUGUAUUUGCUGACAAACUGAGGAUGAGGUGGGACAGAGUUGGGAGGAAAAACCGCUAGAAGAUCAAUGAAAUUUUAACCCAGACUAUUUACACACAGAGAUAGUUAAGAUUGAAUGGUACGUCAUACUAUGAAGACGUACUGUACACAGAUGUGUGGUGUACACAGAUGUGUGGUCGAAAAGGGAGGGCUUUCACCAACUUUACAGAAACAUUAUUUCAGCCAUGCACUCGGAUGUAUAGAGUUACAUUGCUACAUUCAGACUGAGAAGCGCUGGGUCUUCAAGUUUUACGUAAUGUCACACAAAGACAUGUCUGUUUCAACAAGUGGUUUUUGACGUCCCAUUUUGAAACCUAGAAAUGUGUUCAUUUAAAAAUAAUUUACUGCUGUCAACAAUAUGACAUCUGAAUAUGUGAAUGUCAUUUUUCAAUUUUGGAUCCCAAUAAUUCUAUUUUCAUGUCCUUGUAUUUGCUUUGAUAUGUACAUAUUUAUUGAAAAAAAAAUUCCCAUUCAGUUUCAUUUAUAAUUACCAAUGUUGAAUUUUAAGACCAACUCUAUUUGGUUUGGUUGCUUUUUUGAGGACCUUCGUGUAGAUGUGAAGAACAUUGGUUAAAUUGUUGAUGUCAAUAAUUGCAACGUUACUCAGAUAUUUAUUAUAAACAACCGUCAUUUGUCCAAAUGGACACUUGAUGUCUGACAAUAUGGGUUGUUGACAUGAAGUUUGUUAGCUUUAGUCAUAGCAUUGGCAGCUCCACUUCAGUCAAAGAAAUGUUGGCUCCUGGUAGAAGUCAAAGGCAUUUGAAAGAAAACUGCAAACAUAGCAAGUGUGCUAAUGUAACACUGUCCUGGCUAGCCUCGCGCAUGGUUAGCGUCAAAAGGUAGCCAGCAGUGACCUGGUUUUUCCUGGACUUUGUCCCUCGAACUCCAUAUGGGCUGAUGUUUGUUUCUAUUGGAGGAUUGCAAAUGAUCCGCUUUCGUUCUUAAGUCAACUUUUCGGCAAUGUUUUGGCCUUAAUUACGAACGGCUGUUCUGACACCCUUUUUGUUCAAAACAAGACGACUGUUCACAUCCAGGUCUUGAGACGUCACAUGACAGAACUGCCUUUCGUGCGCCGUUUCGUAGAAGAAUCCAUCUCAGAAUGUAUUCCGGCAUCCCGAUAUUCGUGCAGUCGUUUUGUUUGUAUUCAAGUUGGAUGUUGUCUUGCACACGGUCCGUAUUAAAGCUAGACUGAUGUAUUCCUUCCAUCGUGUAAAUGUUGAUAUAUACGACGACUGACUUUUGUGCACACACGUGGGAAGGAGACUGUCGAUAACCAGUACUAAGCCUAUAUACCGCUGUUAAUAGUCGAGUGGCGUUCCAGUUCCCCGCCAGGCUUGAAGUGCACAAGGUUUCUUCUUUCAGUGGGGGUGUGAACGGAAUAUUUAACUUAACCCGACUAACUUUUAAAACUUAUUUAUUAAUCCUCCCUCUGUUUUUUUUCAACUUAACUAAUUUGAAUGCUGAUACCAAAAGUGGACCCAAAUUUAUGUAUGUUUAUGUUAUUCAUUGACACUGAUGACUAUAUCAUUAUGACCUGCCUGGUAUUGAUAUAUGCUCCUCCCUAGCUAAAGUUGAGGCUCCAUUGAAGUAUUUGUGCUGAGGAAGAGUGGUAAAUUACAUUUGAUAGAGCUUGCUCUGGAAAAAACCUUCCAUCGUGUUGGUCUACGCAGCGGCAAAUCCAAGUAACAGGUGAAUAAAGGAUUUGCCACGGAGUUAUUGAAGCACACCAGGCCUCUGUUGCUCUUUUGUCCUGUCCUUUAUUAUAGAGUGGACAGGUGUAAACAUGGGACCCGGAAGGAAUCUACAGUAGAUCAGCAUGGGAUGUCCACUCAACUAGUGAACUGAUUUGAAGGUGCUGAUGUAGUGUCAAGGAUACUGCCAGGCCUUCAAUUCAUUGACCAGUAUCCCGCGUCUUAUGCUAAUGCAAGCCCCCACUGAGCCAUGAUCCAGUUGUAAUACUCAAGUGCCCGUCUUUGGAGCCCUUAAAAAGUGGGCAGGUGCCUUCAUUGGGCCCCAUGGCUAACACCACUGGUCAUGAUCAUGUCCGAUGAGGUCAGGCCAGAGGAAUUGCUGAACUAGAGUCCGAACAUAGUGGAUCUAUGAGGAUGGUUGGCCAUCAAGGCCAGCUUUCAAUAUUCCAACGGACCAGAGCAGGGGUUGUGACUUGUCUGUUCCGACUAACCCUGGUACGACAGAUCGACAUCCUCUGGUCCCAGCAAAGUACUCACCCUAUUUGCUCUCAUGACAUACCUGCAACUGGCCCUAAAAGUGGCAGGAGGUGGACAAUAGCAGGAAGCUAAUGUGAAUCUCUUAAUAUUAGUUAGCUGGUCAUAAUGUUAGAGCCAUCCAGUGUAUAUUCACAAUUUUGUUGUCACCCUGGAUCUGCUAUGCGAACAGAUCCCCAGACUGAUUUGAGAAUUACAAAAGCACUUUGGUGCCGAUUCCCAGCGGCAAGAUUUUACAAAAAUGACUUCUUCUUCAUGUGUUUUUCUGAUUAUUUUCACCGAAGCUAUUAAAGUGUAACUGUCAGUAGCUUUUAGACAGAUCCCCGAACGAGUGCUGGCAGAGCCGUGUACGUGUGUGAAAACGUGCACAUCUUUAAGAGAUGCCCAUGAUUCGAGUAUCUGGCUUAUACUGAUGACGUAGUGUUCUUGAUUUCUGGGUCCAUGUGAAUGCCUUGCAAAAUAUUCAAUAAAGUUUUUUUUCUUUUU
This is a messenger RNA of Synchiropus splendidus (mandarinfish), 4930 nucleotides long. It is a transcript of the gene agpat2, whose product is annotated as 1-acylglycerol-3-phosphate O-acyltransferase 2 (lysophosphatidic acid acyltransferase, beta). Gene Ontology annotation, molecular function: 1-acylglycerol-3-phosphate O-acyltransferase activity. Gene Ontology annotation, biological process: phosphatidic acid biosynthetic process. The record is from RefSeq and is a predicted model, not a curated record. Bases 654 to 1466 code for a protein of 270 amino acids. The transcript is spliced from 6 exons. NCBI's taxonomy places the organism in Eukaryota, Metazoa, Chordata, Actinopteri, Syngnathiformes, Callionymidae. Gene Ontology annotation, cellular component: membrane; endoplasmic reticulum.